ACAAACAUGGCGUCUCUCGUGGAGUUGCUGAAUGCUGAGGAGGAAUUGGUGUGUUUGUUGUUGUUGUUGUUGUUGUUGUUGUUGAUGAUGUUUGUUUUCAGUAAACUUCACUAAAACCCAUAGAAUGAGAAAAAGAGCUAAGAAUCAUACAAAACCCAGUAAACCUUGAGAUUAUCACUUGUCACAUGACAACAAAAUAUAGCUAUAAAUAUGAGAACAUGUAUAAAACUAAACUGAACAACCUCAUUUUUUAAUUUUAUUAAUUUCAUUACAGUUUUUAUUAAACAUGGACCUUUACUUUCAUUAAAUAGACUUAUUAUUUAUUGUAGGCUCAUUUUGUAAAUGCUAGCAGUUACUGUAGACAUCAGCAGAAAGUGGGAGCUUCCUGCAAAUGUCAUUUCUCUCAUUUACAAAAAUCAGGUGAUUAUGUUCACCCAUCAGUGUAAACGUCUCUUUAUUUAUAGAGAUAAAAGAGAGUUAUUCAAAAAGAAUGAGUUUAAUCACUGUCUGAAGGUGUAGUGUAGUGACUGUGUUUAUUUGUGAAGAUACUGAUGAAUGAAAACAUGGUGCAUUCCCAAAAAAUCUUUCAGCUUUGGUUUUAUUCUUUCAACAGUAUGUACAAAGCAAAUCCAAAUCACUAUUUUUAAAAACCUUUCCGUGAAUUUUGUGCCUGUAUCUCUGUGGUCCUGCAUGGAUGGAUCAUAGAGAAGCCUGUACAGUUGUUAUUCAUUUCCGGAUCUGGCACCGUGUGGCAAAUUACAAAAAAAUGCCGUGCAAACCGCCACGUGGAAUGAGGCCACCCGGACUCAACACGCGCGGCCGCGAUGACGUCAUUUUGCUGUGCGCUCCCUCACGCUACUGCGGAUGCAGGGAGUAUAAACCAAGCUUAACGCUGUCUAGCAUUAGUGUUCGUGUAGGGUGCCACAAUUUUUUUUUUUUUAAUUUUCAAAGGGUGCCGUGACUGAAAAAAAGUUGGAAAAUGCUGCUCCAGAUUAUCCUAAAAGGUGUUCAGUAAGGGGUUGAGGUCAGGUCUCUGUGCAGGACACUUGAGUUCUUGUAAUCCAAUCUUAACACGCCAUGUCUUCAUGGAGCUUGCUUUGUGCACAGGGGCGUUGUCGUGCUGUGGAACAGGUUUAGGUCUCUUGGGUAUGGUGAAGGGAAAUUCUAAUGCUACAGCAUACAAAAGCCUUAUUCCCAUUCAGAAUUAAAACAGGUGGUCCUCUGUGACUUUAUCACUGUCCAGAUUGGCCAUGUCAGUGCUUUAACGUCCUCUUCUAAGAAAAUUAAAGGCCAAAUUUUAUUUAUUUAUUUAUUUAUUUAUUUAUUUAUUUAUUUAUUUAUUUGUCAAACUCAGCCCUCAUCUGAUCAUUUAAGUCCUGUCUGGAUAUACAGUCUCAGGAUAUACAGUUUUAUCACUUGAGGAGACAUCAUAGGAUAAACUAAUCCAAUCUGAAUAGGCUAAAGUCAUCCCAUAAAACUGUGCUUCCAUCUUUGUGGCAACAGCUUGGGGAAGUAUGUGAUGGUCAGGUGUCCACAUACUUUUGGCCAUAUCGUUUAUUUAAUGCUGCACAGAAACUCCACACAGACAGCUACUCAAGGAUCGAACUAGGGAGACUUUAGCUGUGAAGCUACCUGCUGCGCAACUGUGUAAAUCCCCCACCACCAAAUACAAUAAUAAUAAUCUCACUUAUAAUACCACAUACACUAGAUGUAGCAGACCUUUAUUCCUUACUGCUUGACUUAAAUGACUACCCUUACAGGAAAGUCAAAUGAAUGGCAUCGCCAAAACACAGGCUGAGUUGGUUUAGGUAGUGGCUGUUCCAUAAAUGUCGUGUUAUUUUCUUAAAAAAUGAUUUGUCUACAAAUAUAGUAUUAGUAUACUAGUAUUAGGAUACUAAAAUUUAUCGUCGUGUUUAUUUAUUUUUAUUUAUUUAAAAUGGCACAAGUGAAUGAUUUUAUUGUCCAGAAGGGGACAGCACAUCAUCACAUUAAUACGUCCUAUUAAGUGAAAACAAAACACAAAUAAGUUUAGAAGACAAAUUCUUCAGAAUUUCUGUUUAAAAUCUAAAAUCAGCCUACUUUUGACAGAAGGGAAUCAUUGAACAAUGUUAACAACUUUCUUACUCUGCAUCCUGCAUUUAUGCUGCUUCAACAGAAAAGAAAGUCAAAGUGAUCCACCCAGUGCUGUUUGGUCUGUGUGCUUACAGAUUGGCUGAUACUAUACAGAUCUCUGUUUUAUUGUUUUUUCUUAUCAGUAAAAUUCAGGGGACAUUCAGACACACCUGUUCUCCACACAGCUUUUACAGACUGAACCAGGAAGUGUGAGUUGCUGUAAGUGACUGUGUGUGAGUUUAUUUUUCAGUAAAAUGGCAGAAGCAAAUAUUUUAGGACUUCAGAAUCAAUUCAGCUGUCCAAUCUGUCUGGAUCUACUCAAGGAUCCAGUGACUAUUCUCUGUGGACACACUUUCUGUAUGGUGUGUAUUAGUGGCUGCUGGGAUCAGGAGGAUCAGAAGGGAGUCUAUAGCUGUCCUCAGUGUAGACAAACCUUCAAUCCAAGACCUGUUGUGGGUAAAAACAGCAUGCUGGCUGAAGUAGUGGAGACACUGAAGAAGACGGGACUCCAAGCUACACGUCCUGCUCACUGUUCAGCUGGACCUGAAGAUGUGGAGUGUGAUUUCUGCACUGGGAGAAAAUCCAAAGCCAUCAAGUCCUGUCUGGUGUGUCUGGCCUCUUUCUGUGAAACUCACCUCCAGCCUCACUAUAAAUCUCCUGCCUUUAAGAAGCACAAGCUGGUGGAAGCCUCCAGACGACUCCAGGAGCAGAUCUGCUCUCAGCAUGACAAACUGCUGGAGGUUUACUGUCGCACUGAUCAGCAGUGUAUCUGCAUGUUGUGUAUAUUAGAUAAACAUAAAAGACAUGAUACAGUAUCAGCUGCAGCAGGACGAGCUGAGAAACAGAGGCAGUUGUUAGAGAUGCAGGGAAAAUUCAAGCAGAGAAUCCAGGACAGACAGAAGGAGCUUCAGAAGCUGAGGAAUUCUGUGGAGACUCACAAACGCUCUGCACAAACAGCAGUGCAUAAAACUGAGACGUUAUUUACUGCUCUGAUCAAAUCCAUUGAGAGAAGAUGUUCUGAACUGACAGCACUGAUCAGAGCUCAGGAGAAAGCUGCAGUGAGUCGAGCUGAAGAAGUCAUGAAGCAACUGGAGCAGGAGAUUGCAGAGCUGAAGAGGAGAGACUCUGAGAUGGAGGAGCUUUCACACACAGAGGAUCCCAUUUAUUUCCUCCAGAGUUUUCGGUCUGUCUCGACCACUCCUAAAUCUGCAGUUGUACCCACCAUGAGUCGUCAUCUCACUUUUGAGGAUGUAGUAAAGUCUGUGUCUAAUCUGAGAGAGAAAGUAGAAGAAUGCAGUAAAGAGGAGUUUGGGAAAAUAUUAGCUGGAGUGAGCUAUGUCUGUAUGUUUCCUGUUCCUGAACCCCAAAGCAGAGAAGAUUUUCUCAAAUAUUCCUACCAAUUGAGACUGAAUCCCAACACAGCUAAUAAGCUCCUCUGUCUGUCUGAGGAGAACACGUUGGUGACCUGCAGUUCAACACAACAGUCCUAUCCUGAUCAUGCUGAGAGGUUUGACUCUUAUCCCCAGGUGUUGUGUACAGAGAGUGUAUGUGGACGCUGUUACUGGGAGGUUGAGUGGAGUGGGAAUAAAGGGGUUUCUUUAGCAGUCUCAUAUAAAGACAUCAGCAGGAAGGGAAACGGUAUUGAGUAUAAGUUUGGAUUCAAUGAUCAAUCCUGGAGAUUGUUUUGCUCUCCAAAUAAAUUCAGAUUCAGUCACAAUAACAAUAAAUUUAGUGUCCCAGUAAUACCCAGCUCCUCUAGAAUAGGAGUGUAUGUGGAUCACAGGGCAGGGAUUCUGUCCUUCUACGGCGUCUCUGACAAGAUGAAGCUCCUCCACAGAGUUCGCACCACAUUCACUCAGCCUCUUUACCCCGGGUUUGUGGUUCGCUUGGGAUCAAAGGUUAAACUAUGUCAUUUAAAAUAGGUCUUUGUGAUGCUAGUGGAUUUUUGCGUGUGUCUGUUUCUGCAUGCAGUUUGAUGGGGUUACAGUAAACAACAGUGUACUGCAAUAGCAAAAGAAAUAUACAAUUGUGAAUAAAUAAUAAAAAAAUCUGAUUUGAGACAAGAACUGACAUCUAAUAAACUAACGUCUUCAUAAAUUUACACACAGUUUUAUAGUGAAAACAAAUAACAUUGCUACAGAUAAAAAUGUAAAAAAAAAAAAAAAAAGUAAAACCUUCUCAUCAGGCAAUUCUGCUCCAUUGUAGCAUAGUAAGUAAAGUAGAAAUGAGUCUUUUUUUAAAAAACAAAACUGUGUUUAAAAACAUGAAAGGGUCUCACAUUACAUUAUAUUACCUGUGGCAACAUAGUAGUUGUAGCUAAUAAAUUGAUCAUUUAUUGUAAUUAUGAUGAUUGUAUGGAGCGUGAUCAGUCUGUAAACCUAAAUAUACAAACCGCAUAAUGGUACAGUGUUGGUUAAAGUAGCAUGGAUUUUUACUAUUUCUAAUAACUGGAUUAUCAAAUAGAUUUCAUUAGUUAAAAUAAUACAAGUUAAAAUAAGGAGUUAAAAUAAAUUUACUCCUCACUGCUCCUCCUACGUACUUACUCCUACUAUAUUAUUAUUAAUCAAUCUUGUUAUAUUACUUAAAUUUGUGAUAGUGUGGUGCUUUAUUACAGCCAGACAACUGUGUUCAGUGGAGUCAUGAGGAAACAAGCUGUACACAGCAAAUAUAAAGUCUUUGUGUUGCUCCUAAUAACAUUACGUCUAUUUUACUCUCACACAUCAGUAUACUUUCUAUGUAUAAAUCAUAUUCUGAAACAUUGUGUAAUGCAAUAUUGUGUCUUUUAACGUUAGUGUGUUGUUUGACCUUCAACACUCCACACUAUGUUCAUUAUGUUUAGCAUCAUUAAGUCUAUCAAUGGUAAACUAACAUAACUCACAGUACAGGAUGUACCAGACACAUAAUCCUAUAAAGUAUGUCUGUUUUGAGUUGCAGAUUUUGUUGUAUAAUGCAAUGGCAUUUUAAGCUGCUGUUGAACUGUGAGCAAUAAACUUGACCAUGAACACAAACUCAAUGCCUUAUCCCUGACUCAUAUAUGUACUGAGGAUUUGGUCUUGAAUGUAUUUCUUUUUGGUUGUAAUGACUGCAGAGA
Ictalurus punctatus (channel catfish) is the source of this 5203-nucleotide messenger RNA. RefSeq names its product E3 ubiquitin/ISG15 ligase TRIM25. Lineage: Eukaryota; Metazoa; Chordata; Actinopteri; Siluriformes; Ictaluridae. The record is from RefSeq and is a predicted model, not a curated record. The coding region runs from base 2367 to 4034 and encodes 555 amino acids. The transcript is spliced from 6 exons. Gene Ontology annotation, molecular function: zinc ion binding; protein binding.